Molecule: messenger RNA, 1569 nt
Organism: Tribolium castaneum (red flour beetle)
Lineage: Eukaryota; Metazoa; Arthropoda; Insecta; Coleoptera; Tenebrionidae
Gene: Cyp6bk4
Product: cytochrome P450 CYP6BK4
Exons: 3
Coding region: 11-1534 (507 amino acids)
Molecular function (GO): iron ion binding; oxidoreductase activity, acting on paired donors, with incorporation or reduction of molecular oxygen; heme binding
Source: RefSeq, marked validated
AACAUCAGUCAUGCUCAUUACCACUUCUUUAACCGGCGAUUUGCUCGCCGUAUUUUUAACAUUAGUGUUGAUCAUUGUCACAUAUUGUAAAUGGAGUUACCAGUAUUGGGAACGCAAACACUUGCCCUACCUUGAACCGCAAAUCCCUUUCGGAAACGUUGGAGACUCAAUCAAAGGUAAAACAAAUUUUGGAAUCACGAUUAAAAAAAUUUACGAAGAGAUGAAACACAACGGAUGGAAACAUGGGGGACUUUACGUUUUCACAGAACCUAAUUACAUGGUCCUUGAUCUUGAAUACGUCAAGAAUAUAAUGACCAAAGACUUUCAAUAUUUCGUCGAUCGUUCAACUUAUUAUAACAAAAAAGAGGAUCCGUUAAAUGCACAUUUGCUUAAUUUAGGUGGGACAAAGUGGCGAAAUUUACGAACUAAACUCACCCCCACUUUCACAUCGGGGAAAAUGAAAAUGAUGUUUCAGACUUUGGCCGAUUGUCAAACCGGUCUUCUGAAAAGGAUGGAGAAAGAGAGACUUACUAGACAACCAAUCGAUAUCAAAGAAGUUCUAGCGUGUUUCACCACUGAAAUAAUCGGCUCUUGUGCUUUUGGUUUAAACUGCAAAGCUUUCGAAGACGAAAAUUCACCCUUCAGGGUUUACGGUCGGAAAGUUUUUGCCACUUCAAAAUUACAAAGAUUGAAACGAACAAUUGCGACGAUUUUUCCAACUCUGGGCUAUCUUUUCAACAUUUCCAUAACUCCGAAAGAUAUAACAAAUUUUUAUCUGAACGUGGUUAAGGACACAGUCGAGUAUAGGGAAAAAAAUAAUUACAAUCGGAACGAUUUUAUGCAAUUGUUGAUUGAUUUGAAGAACAACAAACUUGAGGGUGGAACUUCAAAUGGAGGUUUCACUUUAAAGGAAGUAGCGGCCCAAAGUUUUGUUUUUUUCUUGGCUGGUUUUGAAACGUCUUCAACUUUGAUGACUUUUGCCUUGUAUGAAUUGGCCAGACAUCAGGAGAUUCAGGAUAUAGUUCGAGAGGAAAUUAAUGAAGUUUUAAGAAAACACAACGGAAACGUUACUUAUGACUCAAUUAAUGACAUGAAGUAUCUGAGUCAAGUGAUUGACGAAACAUUAAGAUUGUAUCCACCGGCGUCCCUAGUGAAUAGAAAAUGCAUCAAAGACUACCAAGUUCCUGACUGUGACCUUGUAAUCGAAAAAGGCACAACUGUUCUAAUCCCAAUUAUGGGCAUUCAUUACGACAAGGAUUAUUAUCCUGAUCCUGAAAAAUUUGAUCCUGAAAGAUUUACUGAAGAAAACAAAAAUGCAAGACACAAUUACGCCCACAUUCCCUUCGGUGAGGGGCCUCGAAUUUGUAUAGGAAUGCGUUUUGGAUUGAUGCAAACCAAAGUAGGUUUAAGCUGUUUGCUGAAACAUUACAAAUUUACGGUUAAUAAGAGAACACAAGAACCCUUGAAAAUGCAACCAAGUCCAUUGAUUUUAAGUGCGGAAGGCGAAAUUUGGCUAGACGCUGAAAAAUUGUAAUAGUUUUUCUAAAUAAAUUUGCUGUUCUGUACAGA